AUGACCCAAACCCUCCAAGAGAUCCGCAACGACGUCCUCGGCCUCCCUCCCUCCCACAUCGCCCGCACCCACAACCUCAAAUCCAUGAUCAUAUGUACUCUCUCCCCCAAAAAUCAAUCACCACCACCUAACCACCUCACAGCUCAGCUCCAAGGCAUGUGUUUCCACCACGCCGAACAAUCCUCCUUCGACGUGCUACACUAUACUCAAGAUGCGCAUUUUGUCACCGUGGCUGUAGCAUGCAGAAAGGACGGUGCGAUGUUUGAGCGCUUGGCAGAGUAUAGUAGUAAGCGGAAUGUGCUAGGUGCGCUGGAGAAGAUGUGGAUUGCUUGUUUGAAGGCGAUGGGGGUUUGGAUGGAUGUUGUGGAGAGGCAUCAUGGGGAGGGGUGCAGAGGUUUUAGGGAAUUGGUGAGAUGGGCAAUCAGUUUGCUAGAAUCGGUCUUUACAGUCAGCGAGGCUAUCACUAUCGACAUUCAGAUCGAGCACAUGCAAAAGCAGAUAGCCGAGCAGAUAGGCGUGGGUAUGAAUCAUCCACACGCGUCCGGCAGGUUCGACAUCGUGCACUUCAAGAAAAAGUCCACAUACGUUUCUCAGCUAAACCACUAA
Macroventuria anomochaeta is the source of this 606-nucleotide messenger RNA. RefSeq lists its product as uncharacterized. The record is from RefSeq and is a predicted model, not a curated record. NCBI's taxonomy places the organism in Eukaryota, Fungi, Ascomycota, Dothideomycetes, Pleosporales, Didymellaceae. Bases 1 to 606 code for a protein of 201 amino acids. The transcript is spliced from 2 exons.